UCACACUUGCUGCAUCUAAUGGAAAGAGGUAAGUAAGUAAUAAUUCGCAAGGUUUGCUUUGCCUUAUCACAUCAUCGGAUCGAGUAUCGCGUACAUCCGAAAGAGUUGGUCAGUCCGCUUCUUGGUCGUCUUUGUCAACAAUUAUAAUACUUCCCUUUUACGUUCAAACCAACAGACAUGGCCAAAAUUCAGGCAACCCCUUUCAGACUUGCUCUUCUCCAGCUCGGCGGCCUCACCGCCUCCAAAGCUUCCAACAUUUCAAUUGCCGCUAAAGCAGUCACUUCUGCCGCUGCUUCCUCUCCUAAACCCCAGUUGAUCGUUCUUCCCGAAAUUUGGAAUUCUCCUUAUGCCGUUAGCAGCUUUAGAGAGUACAGCGAAAAGGUACCCGAAGUUGGAAGCAAGUGGAAGAGCUUGAAGGAAGGUGAGGAAGGAGAAACCAUAAAGGCCCUUCGGGAGAUGGCAAGGAGCAGUGGAUGCUGGUUGAUCGGCGGGUCUAUUCCUGAAAGAGAUGAGAAGACGGACAACAUCUACAAUACUUGUACUGUCUACGAUCCUGAAGGCACCCUCGUUGCUGUCCACCAGAAGGUUCAUCUCUUCGAUAUUGACAUUCCCGGUAAACAAACCUUCAAGGAGUCAGACACUCUCACAGGGGGCUCUCACCUUACCACAUUCACCACCCCUUUCGGCAAAAUCGGUCUUGGUAUCUGUUACGAUAUCCGUUUCCCCGAGAUGGCAAUGAUCGCCGCUCGUCAAGGCUGUAUUGCCAUGAUCUACCCCGCAGCGUUCAACACAACCACCGGUCCGAUGCACUGGACUUUGCUUCAGCGUGCGAGGGCUGUGGACAAUGAGAUUUAUGUCGCCAUGUGCUCGCCUGCUAGGCAUCCAGAGGCCGCCUACCAAGCUUAUGGCCACUCUAGUGUUGUGAACCCCGUCGGAGAUGUAGUUGUUGAGGCUGACCAUGAGCCCACCACUAUCUACGCCGACAUCGACCCGGAGUUGCUCGCCACUACUAGAAGAAGUAUCCCUGUUACUGUUCAAAGGAGGUUUGACGUCUAUCCCGAUGUUUCUUCUUCCUUCCAAUAGGUCAAACAGGGGAUGAUCAUGAUCGAUCGAGGGUAAAAUGUUGUGAAAGAGCUUUUUAGCAGACAGCAAGGCAUGGCACAUCAAAAUGCAUUAUCGUAUCAACACGUACAAGGACGAGUUUACUCCAUUGUGAAUGGCACAAUCUUGGACCUCGUCUGGGCCAAAUCUACCUCGACGAUACUUUUUUCCACUGGCAAAGGUCCAGAUCAGGAAAGCCUGGGAGUCACGUACGUCAAUGGCGCACUGAGGUACAAAAACACCACCAGCCUUGCCGUCCACUGAAGAUACGAGUGUUCAUGAUGCAGCACUCUUCACUCGCGCCUUCUUUCGGGCCUAUUCUUUCUCGUCCUCCCAUAUCCAUUCAUUGUUUAUGAAGCAAAAACGCCUGAGAGAUAGAAUGCUUGUGCGUAUUGCUCUGCAAAAUCUGCCUUUGCAAACUGCUGCACCAAGCUUGACAAAGAGCAGCGUUCAUGAACCCGAAUUUGAUUCCCCACGUUUCAGCUACAAGGUUUGCCAGACUUUUUCUGUGUCGACCAGGCUUUUCUGUGUCGAAUCAUUAUCGUCAACGGCGUUGAACAAGAGGGGUGGUCGAACGUAUUUCCCCGUUUGGCUGGGACGACGGUAGGGGAUGGGUUUUGUGCGUUUCGGAGGAGAAAGAGGAGUGAAUGCGUUUGAACAUUUCCCAGAUUCACUUGCUUGUUAUAGACGGCAGUUUUGACCUUUUCGGGAAUCGUAAACCUAUCCAGGCGCUCAUCGUCCUAUGCAUGCAUGCC
Molecule: messenger RNA, 1856 nt
Organism: Cryptococcus deneoformans JEC21
Lineage: Eukaryota; Fungi; Basidiomycota; Tremellomycetes; Tremellales; Cryptococcaceae
Product: hydrolase, putative
Exons: 10
Coding region: 178-1083 (301 amino acids)
Biological process (GO): oxaloacetate metabolic process; L-glutamine metabolic process
Cellular component (GO): mitochondrion
Molecular function (GO): omega-amidase activity
Source: RefSeq, a predicted model, not a curated record